CAUUCAAGAAACACACAUCUUCAAACUUCUUCAAAGAAAAGAAAUAGCAAAAACUAGAAUGAAAAAGACAAUGGAGGAUCCAAGCAAGAUCAUGAGAAGGUCAAUUCACACUUUCCUCCAAAAUUACCACCGUGUCACCACCGCAGCCGCCGUGGCCCUCCCUUUCUCCGCCGGUCUCCUCCUCUCUCAGCCUUUCUUCUCUUCUUCUGCUUCAACCCUUCACAUGAGGCUGAACAUGCUCUUUCGCGGAGCGGGUUUCUCUUCUUCUCACAAUUUCUUCAAUAUCUUAAGCCUUAAACUCUCACAAACCCUAUCUUCCUCUUUAUUCACUCUUCCUUUCUCCCUCACUUUCCUCCUUUUAUCCAAAGCUUACGUCAUCAAACUUCUAUCAAACAAUCACUCUGCAGAUUCCUCUGUUUUUUACCUCCGGCUUCUCAAAACUUACGUUUGUAACUUCUUCUUCCUUCUCGCUGCAAACGCCUCUGCUUUUGCUCUGUUUUUCUUAGCAUACAAUACCCUUGAAGCCUUUGGAUUCUCUUCAAGAAACUUCUACACUUUCCUCUCCGUAUCCUCACCGAUUAUCUACUCGAUUAUCAUCGCAAACGCCUUUGUCAUCUCCAAUCUAGCCUUGGUUUCAUCACCUUCUUCUUCCUCAGGAGGAUACACAAACAUUCUCAAGGCGUGUCUUCUUAUUCACGGAAGAAGUUCAACAGCAUUGGCUAUAGCUCUGCCUACCAAUCUUGGCUUAGCAGGAGUCGAAGCCUUGUUUCAGUAUAGAGUCUUGAGAUCUUAUUACAAAGGAGACAGAGAUAUCACAUCCAUAGCUCUUGAAGGAACCUUCAUAGCUUACUUAUACGCUCUCUUCUUGGUUCUUGACACCAUAGUCAACUUCCUCUUUUACCAGAGCUGUAUCAAGCACGAGGAGGAUCAAAUGAUCGGUAGAGAAGACGAGUAUUCGAUCAAGAUCCAAAUCAGCGAAACAGAGAACACAAAGAUACACAUCAAAGGAUCAAAGAAUUUACAAGAAAUCUUGUGACUUUCUUGAUUUGGUUGAUGUAAUUAUUGAUUAUAAAAAAGUGAAAAACUUUAUGAGAUUAUUGAUUCUUUAAGGAUAAUCUCAAGUAGCUUUCACUUCAAAGAAGGGCAAAGGUAAUAAACAGUAAAGAACAAU
Messenger RNA from Arabidopsis arenosa, 1171 nucleotides. The record is from the annotation of a GenBank genome assembly. NCBI's taxonomy places the organism in Eukaryota, Viridiplantae, Streptophyta, Magnoliopsida, Brassicales, Brassicaceae.